Molecule: messenger RNA, 1569 nt
Organism: Rosa chinensis
Lineage: Eukaryota; Viridiplantae; Streptophyta; Magnoliopsida; Rosales; Rosaceae
Product: protein PAM71, chloroplastic
Exons: 12
Coding region: 93-1292 (399 amino acids)
Biological process (GO): Golgi calcium ion transport; Golgi calcium ion homeostasis; manganese ion transmembrane transport
Cellular component (GO): chloroplast thylakoid membrane; Golgi apparatus
Molecular function (GO): manganese ion transmembrane transporter activity; calcium ion transmembrane transporter activity
Source: RefSeq, a predicted model, not a curated record
UCUUAUUGCUUAUCUAUCUGCCUUGCAGAAGUUUCAGACUUUACAGAGUUCCAAACCCAAAAGGCCAAAGCUUUGAGAGAUAGGGUGACAGAAUGAGAAGCCUAACGCUCUCAGAGAGCGUUCUGGGUGGUGCACAUUCACCGUUUUCCAAACCACCCAAUAAGCCAUUAUGUUCUUCUUGCUAUUUGCAGUCUUUCAAAUUGCGCUCUAAGAAUCCCUCUCUUCAAAACCCAAGUGUUGUUUCAUCCAGGUAUUCAAGUAUGUGGCUUGCAAACAAAUGUGACGAAUGGUUCGGUGGCCUUUUACAAACUUCUGAUAAUUUAGAUGGCCUUGAGUCCCGUGACCUUAAUUACAAGAGGUGCAGGGUGAUCAGAGAACCAAUUGAUGCCAUGGAUGGUUCUGUUGCUUUAGAUAAAGCACCUGUGUCCACUCAUUUUUGGAAAGCUAUGCUGCUGUUUGGAUUUCUUACACUUCAAGGCUCUGAGCCGGCACUUGCUCUUCCUGAUCUUGCUAGUGCAUUGCAGUCAGUUCCUUUUCUGGGGGACCUUGGCGAUAUUAGCACAGGUUUUGCUUCAGCCUUCUUGCUGAUUUUUUUCUCAGAACUAGGGGACAAGACCUUCUUUAUUGCGGCACUUUUAGCAGCUAGGAAUUCUGCUGCUGUUGUUUUUGCUGGAACCUUCAGUGCACUUGCGUAUGUUAUCUGUUUGUGCAUGAUCACUUCUAUUUUGCUCUGUUUUUUUUUCCUGACAACUAAACAGUAUCUACAUAUGUUUUGGGCAAUGACCAUCAUAUCUGUUGGUCUUGGGCGAACUUUUCACUACAUCGAUGAAAUCCUACCAUUCAGGUUUGGCGAGACUGAUUUACCCAUUGAUGAUAUUGCUGCAGUUUUACUUUUGGUUUAUUUUGGGGUUUCAACCUUGCGAGAUGCCACCUCAAGUGAUGGUUUGAAAGCAGAAGAUGAACAGAGGGAGGCAGAGCUAGCCGUUUCAGAGUUUACAGGAAAUGGUGCUGGAAUACUAGCUGCUGCUAGCACAGUCAUUAGCACUUUCGCUUUAGUUUUUGUUGCUGAAUGGGGAGACAAAUCAUUUUUUUCUACAAUAGCACUUGCCGCUGCCUCUUCACCCCUUGGAGUCAUUGGAGGAGCACUAGCUGGUCACGGUGUUGCAACGUUGCUUGCUGUACUGGGAGGUUCUAUACUGGGAACAUUCUUAUCAGAGAAGACUAUUGCCUACGUCGGGGGUGUUCUUUUUCUUGUCUUUGCUGCUGUAACACUGGCAGAGAUAGUAAGUUGAGUUAUAAACGUGAAAAGGUGCCCCCAUUCUUUCUAAUCCAUCGGAAACAAGUGGUGCAUUGCUGUGAAUUUGUAAAUUUGACCAUAACUGCUCUAAUCGGAGUCAGAAUUUUGUUGAUUGUAAAUUUGUAAUGAUUGUCAUACUUGCUCUACUUGAUGAGAUGUUGCACAACGUUUGAUUCUUUUGGCAUGCUUUGUAAAUCAGCAAGGAAACAUUAUAUGCUUUUUUUUCAUGUCAGUUUUUAGGUGUUUACCAAAUAUACCGUGAUUACACAAAA